Porites evermanni is the source of this 744-nucleotide messenger RNA. The record is from the annotation of a GenBank genome assembly. Lineage: Eukaryota; Metazoa; Cnidaria; Anthozoa; Scleractinia; Poritidae.
AUGCCUACAGAGAGCCUGACCACAGAUACUGUAAUGCGCGGCGAUAGUCAGCCUGUUAACAUUAAAAUACCUACAGAGAGCCUGACCACAGAUACUGAAACGCCCGCAGAAAGUUAGCCUGUUAACAUUAAAAUACCUACAGAGAGCCUGACUGCAGAUACUGAAACGCCCUCAGAAAGUCAGCCUGUUAACAUCGAAAUGCCUACUGCAGAGAGCCUGACGACGGAAACUGAAACACCCACAGAAAGUCAGCCUGUUAACAUUGAAAUGCCUACAGAGAGCCUGCCCACAGAUAGUCAGCCUGUUCAAAUGGAAAUGCCUACAGAGAGCCUGACCUCAGAUACUGAAACACCCGCAGAAAGUCAGCCUGUUAACAUUGAAAUGCCUACAGAGAGCCUGCCCUCGGAUACUGAAUCACCUACGGAAGGCCAGCCCGCCGAUAUUGAACUGUCUGUAGAGAAUGUGCCUGAUGAAAUCCUUAGUAAGACUCAGCCUGUUGACAGCAAAGUUUGUGAAAAUCUGUUGGAUAUUAACUCGUCAAUUUCACAUUCGAGGUUACCUUUUCCUGAUGUAUCUAAGAAGUUUUAUUUUCGAGAGGGCGGGCGCUGGGCAAGGAACGAAACGCAUAACAAAGACUGUGAUGUUUCACCCAUGAAAACCAGCAAGGAUGGAUUAAAUGUUCUUAGGAGAGGGAAUUUGUCUGGUUCCCUUCCCGAAAACUUUGCACACUUGAGGAAGGAAUAA